Molecule: messenger RNA, 1009 nt
Organism: Neurospora hispaniola
Lineage: Eukaryota; Fungi; Ascomycota; Sordariomycetes; Sordariales; Sordariaceae
Exons: 1
Coding region: 224-838 (204 amino acids)
Source: RefSeq, a predicted model, not a curated record
UAUUCUUCAAAGUGGAACCCGGGACGGGCUGCUUACCUAGGCGGCGCUUGAGCGCAUCAUGUGAAAGUGAUGCCAAGUACAUACAUGUACCGUGGAAAGCACUCAAUUGACUUGGAAAGACGCAUGAUGUUGAAAUGAUGGGAGUUCAACUCUUCCCUUUGACCCCGGAUUCCGAACAUUCACUUGUCCGGCAAAGUGUGUCGGAAGUUGAAGACAACUGAAGAUGUGGGUUUGGCCACGAGGAGAAACUGUCUUCAGUUUAGAAAGUCAAAUGUCUGUUCGCAGCUCUGGACUUUGGCUGGACUUUCUGUCAUGGAGUGUUCGUGCCUUUCUUGUCCUCAUUUUCCCCCGCAAACAACCCUGGCGGUCCCCUGAUCUGAUCCAUCCAUCCCCGGCCCCGGCCCAUCUCCGUUCUCCAUCUUCACAAGCGAGGACCUCCCCGUUGCUCUCUCCACUUCCUUCCGCACGGCACUUCCCCCGCAUAUCGUAUCGGACGUGCACUGAUCAACUCCCUCUUGAGCGGGUGUUUAUCAAUUGCCAACCUCGGAAGAAUUGGCCUUUGGAGAUGGCGAACGCACAUUACCCAAAGUCUUGCUUUACCUUUCCAAUAAUCGAGGUGCCAGAUGUUGAAAAGAAGAUUUUGCCGACGGGAAUUUGUGUCUGUCAACAUCCGUCAAUCACCGUCCAGCCAACUGAGAAGCAAGCCACACACCCGCCACAACAACUCCGUCCUCAGCCCGCCAAGCACCUCUCCAGCCACACAGCAACCGCAUUCGGACAUUGCACCAAAUUCCAUUCGCCGGCUUCCAUUUGUUUAGCGGCCACUAUCCCCCAUUAGCCCCCACUCUUUAGUGGAUCAACAAUCGCGACAGGUGCUUUAUCUCCCUGUAACGGCACGCCUUCAGUGGACUUGGCAGGGGUCAUCACCUAACACAGUGACACCAAUAACAUAUUGAGGAUUGUUACCUACCCGAGUCUCGGUUGCGCAUCCGAUAACAUCCAAUCCCCC